This is a messenger RNA of Manihot esculenta (cassava), 5177 nucleotides long. RefSeq names its product kinesin-like protein KIN-8A. The record is from RefSeq and is a predicted model, not a curated record. The coding region runs from base 781 to 3153 and encodes 790 amino acids. Gene Ontology annotation, molecular function: microtubule binding; microtubule motor activity; ATP binding. Gene Ontology annotation, biological process: microtubule-based movement. NCBI's taxonomy places the organism in Eukaryota, Viridiplantae, Streptophyta, Magnoliopsida, Malpighiales, Euphorbiaceae. The transcript has 6 exons.
CAGUUGUUUCAGUGUUUUGUGAUACAAUCCAUGGGCAAAAAAGUCUGUGCUGCUUGAUUGGAUUUGGAUCAAAUUCCGUUCCUGCUAUGUUAACAAUAUGAUCAAGAUCUAUAUAAAUCAGCACUGUUUAUUAACGACUUGGCAUUUUAACCAACAACCAUCAACGGUUCAGGAUAGAUGCUCACAUAAUCUUCAUGGGGAAAUGAUGAACCUUAGCUCCACUGUAUAUUUUAUUAAUUAUAAUUAACCAUUUUGGCUUUUACUUGCUUUGAAAGAGAUUUGUAGUUUAAUUAUUCACACUAUUAACUUUGCGACUGGGCCCCACAGCUCAUGAUAUCUAACCGUUUUAGGGGCUGACAACAGCUUGACCGUUACAAAAAAUUAUUUUUCAAAAUUUUCAUUUCAAAAAUUUAACCCUAUUACCACUCCAGUUACUACUACUUCCAGUCCCUUCCACAGAUGUUUCUCUCGCAAGUUGGAUUUUGAACUACGAGAAGCAAAAUGUGUAGUGGCACUAGCACCAAACUUCAAAAGUUUCACCUUGCCCGCUUUAUUACUAGCCCUUGGUGUCUCCUCCAAAUUAACUCGCAAAGUCGCAAUCUUGCUCUUUCCCCCUUCUCCCUUUCCAUUUCUCCUUUUAGCUGCAAUUCAGUUCCAUAUCCCAUCAGUUCCUCAACUUUCCAGGGAAAUUUCAAAACUUUCUUGCAUUUAUAGCAGUUAAUCGAACUGGGUUGGAGGAAAAAACCAUAAAGGCAUGUUUGAGUAGCGAGAAAAUUUAGAAUGCCAGUGUCAACCAGGUCUCAAAUCAACAACCAAGACCAAAAUGGCUCAAACACAGAGCAAAGAACAAGAAAUACCUCGGAUCAAGAAGGGACCCAUGCGAGCGUUCCAUUAAGAAACCCUCACCAAGGCUUGAAAGAGAAACUGAAAGCUUUGACUCUCUUGUAUGAGCAGCAAAAAAAAGCUUCUUCAACUCUGAGGAACCUCUCUCCCAAACCUGAAGACAAAAGAUUCUCGACAAAUCCAAGCGUGGAUCUCCUCAGUUCUUGCAGAAAAAAGGAGAAAGAUUUUGAAGAAACCAAAGAUUCUGAACAAGACAAUGUAAUUAAAGACAGUAAGAUACCUACGGUGCCUACAUUGCCUUAUGCGAUGCUUAAUUCUACAGUCACAAGAAACCUUCAAGCCCCUGCGAACGAUGCUAAGGAGAAUCCUGUGAUGGAUCCAGAUCGUGUUAUUGGGUUCUCUUUGUGUGCAAGAAAAGCCAAUGUUUCAACUACGGUCGCGAGGAAGCUUUCGAUGGAAAGUUCAGUGCCACAAACAGAGCCAAGAGGGUUUCUUGGGAACGAAAAUGUGCUAGAAGUAGGAAAAUUGGAGGCUGUUUACCAGAAAAAUGAGGCUAGUGAAAGCCGCAUUUUAGUGUUUGUGAGGCUUAGGCCUAUGUUCAGGAAAGAAAGAGAGGCUGGUUUGCGCUGCUGUGUGAAGAUUGUGAAUAGAAAAGAUGUGUAUUUGACCGAGUUUGCUAAUGAGAAUGAUUAUCUUAGGCUAAAGAGGAUUCGUGGACGCCAUUUCGCCUUUGAUGCUUCCUUUUCGGAUUCAACUUCUCAACAGGAAGUUUAUUCUACCACGACAGCAGACCUUGUGGAGGCAGUGUUGCAAGGAAGGAAUGGAUCAGUAUUUUGCUAUGGUGCCACUGGUGCUGGAAAAACAUACACAAUGCUUGGGACAACGGAGAAUCCUGGAGUGAUGGUAUUGGCAAUUAAGGAUCUUUUCACCAAAGUUAGACAGAGAAGUUGUGAUGGAAACCAUACAGUUCGUCUUUCAUACCUUGAAGUUUAUAAUGAAACUGUCAGAGAUUUGCUCUCUCCUGGAAGGCCUCUAGUGCUCAGAGAAGAUAAACAGGGAAUUAUAGCAGCUGGCCUCACUCAGUACAGAGCUUAUUCUACAGAUGAAGUAAUUGCAUUGCUUCAAAAAGGAAAUCAAAACCGAACAACUGAACCGACGCGUGCCAACGAAACCUCUUCAAGAUCACAUGCUAUUCUGCAGGUUGUGGUUGAAUACCGAGUUAAGGAUGCUUCCAUGAAUGUUGUAAAUAGAGUGGGGAAGCUCUCACUUAUUGAUCUUGCUGGGUCAGAGAGAGCUCUAGCAACUGAUCAGAGAACUCUUAGAUCACUUGAGGGUGCAAACAUAAAUCGGUCACUCCUUGCACUAAGCAGCUGCAUCAAUGCCCUUGUUGAGGGUAAGAAACACAUACCAUAUCGAAACUCCAAGCUCACUCAACUUCUCAAGGAUUCAUUAGGUGGAGUUUGCAACACUGUAAUGAUUGCAAAUAUCAGUCCAGGCAAUCUCUCAUUUGGUGAAACUCAAAACACCCUGCAUUGGGCUGAUCGAGCGAAGGAGAUUCGAACCAAGGCAUGUGAGGCAAAUUUUCAAAUACAACAUCUACCAGAAUCUGAAACUGAUAAGGCCAAGUUAUUACUUGAAUUGCAAAAAGAGAACCGUGAAUUGCGAAUACAAUUAGCUCGCCAGCAACAAAAGCUACUAACCCUCCAAGUACAAUCCUUGGCUGCAAAUGCCUCCUCAACCCCUUCAUCAAUUUCCUCUCUCCUAACUCCUAAUUCCCAAACAAAUGAUAAACGAAAAACUAGGCCUUCCACUUUAGCUGGAAACUGUUUCACUCCUGAAUCUAGGAAAAGGAGAGAAGAUGACACAGUUAGAGAGCUUCAGCGAACUGUGAAGACAUUAGAGGCAGAGAUUGAGAGAAUGAAGAAAGAACAUGGGUCACAAAUAAAAAAGAAGGAUGAACGUAUUUAUGAGCUUUCUCGUAAGAGUGUGAAAACACUGGGAAGAGAUUCAAAAGAAGGGACAAAGAGAGUGGUAACUAGAGCCAGCUUGAGACCGAAGGAAUCAAACAUUGGUGAGUUGAAGAGUCCAAGUCACCGCUUCAAGUCACCGGCUCCAACUACAAAGAAACGAAGCUUUUGGGAUAUAACAACCGUUAACAGCCCAUCCAUGGCUACACUAACAAACGGAAGAAAAACAAGAGGUUGUGUAAUUGCAGAACCUGCAGUAGCUCCUUCCAUGCUUCUUCAGGUAUUUGCUCUCCUCCUUUGUUUUCCCCUGCACAAUAGAAACAGUAUCAUUUUCUACAACUAAAAGACAAAUGGAAACAAAAAAUGAACAGCAGUGUAAGUAACCUAAAAUGGAACUGUACUGGUGUUAGGGUUUAAGUCUAACUUAAAGUUUUCGUAACUGGUGACAAGCCUAGCAUACAUAUGAUAUAUUGACAUAUCCUUGAGGUCUCAACAUAUAUAAACAUUAAAUUUUAAAACUCAAACAUGUUUAGAUAAACAAACAGGCCCUCAUCAAAUGCUCCAAAAUAUGUAGUCACACACUCUUGAGUUCAAGCAUCAAUACAUGUGAUCAUACAUGCUCUUAAGUACAAGUUUUAUCAAUCAAUUAAACAUACAUUUGACGACCUUACAACCAUCCAGGGUACAAUAUAUAAAAUUUCGGGCCAAGUACAAUAUUCUAUGCUAUAAAAUAUUGCAUGUCCACUAUAAUACAUUUAAGGCUAUUACAUAUUGUACAUAUAUUUAAAGGAGUUCUCUAUUUGAUGCUUCCAAACUUGCAAAUCCAGGGGUUAGAGGAGAGGUUAAGCUACUGAACAUAGUUUAGUGAGUAAAACAUAAAUUUUAUUUUAAAAUUUUUUUAAUCACAUACCACGUUGUAUAAUACACACAUUUCACAAAUAAUCUGCCAGUAGCCCCUCAAAUAUGCUCAACCUUCACUACAAUUUUCUGGGACUUCUUCUUAAAUAUACAUAAAUAAAUUUCAUAAUAUCAAGAAUGUAGAAUGGGCCUUAAUCUGUACCUUUUAUUAACAUAGUGCAAAAGCAUAGAAUUGGCCAACCUAGACUUAUCACAUCCAUCACAUCAUGUACAUAUUUCUUACUCCAUCAAUCGGUUCGGCCUGCUAGAUCCUCAACCACAAUGAAUAAUUGAUGAAAAGAAUAGAAAGCAUAGUGGUAUAGAUAUAGAGGAACUUCACGUCACCGAAAUGAAAGAAGGACUCAAAACAAUGAGAUUAGAGUAAGAAUAGAAGAUCACCAAAAUAGAAAAUAUUCUCACCUCCUUGAUUCAAGGUAGGCAAUAGUAGACACGGUAGAAACUUUCAACCGAGCUUAUCAAGCCACACCCAUUGGUGACACUUCAAAUCUAAUAUCUCUUUGUUGAUGCUCCAUUACCAGCAAUAAAGGUCGAAAUUCUCAAAUUUAAUGGAGUGGAUCAGAAGGGCCGAAUUACUCAUGCGCAAAUAUAUUUCAAAAACUGUAGUACCGAUGAUGUAAUAAAGAUUUAUGUGCCUUUAUUUAGAAUGGUGGGAGCUCAUCUCUUCUGGUUUCAUAGACUUUGACACAAAAUUUCUCAUCUCUCUAGGGAGAAAUUUACUAUCCCACUAUGGUGGGGUUCACAAAAGAAAGUUGUGCAAAGCAUACCGCCAACCUUCAAUAGAGUGUGGUGAUGACAACAUUUCCAGAGCAGUACAUUUAAAAUGAGAAUCCAAACUUGAAACAUGCGACAACAACAUUUUAAGGGUAGCAUCAGCAACAAAAAUUUUGAGUUUUCACCAUUUGUUACAUAUAAAGAAAAAAUCUUAGGAGAAAAUUAAUUUUUUUUCAAUCAAUGGUGGAUGUACAAAUCAAAAGAGACCUCAAAUAUGCAACAGAAAUUUACUCCUUUUUUCUACCUGUACGUCGAGGAAGAAGAUGCUAGAACAUGGGCUUAGAAAAAAAAAAUCAAAUGUCCAUGUUCACCUACGAGCCCAAGCCCAAGGCCUAGACAAGUCUCAUUUGACCCACAACACUUUAAAGACCCACUUGCCAAGCCUGUAGAUAAAGUUUAAGAAGUUUGAAGUCUUCCUAUUCCAAUACAAUCAUUGUUUGUUUCAAUAUUCUAUCAAUCUCCUACUUGUGCUAAGGGAUGAGAAGCACAAGUAGAUAAUGUAUGCAAAGUUUGCGGUGCAUACAAUAUUUAUACCUAGACAGAUACUCGGUCUUAAACUAUCACAAAAUUGUAAUUAAUAUUUAGAUUUUUUAUGACUGAAGUUGUAAUACCCGGCUAGAAUCCGGUAUCGAAAUUCCUACCGUCCAGUGGAAUCUCGGAUGUCGGAAACCUCUAGAA